AUGGACGCCGGUUCUGGGGCAGAGCGGCGGGAGGGUCGAGGCGGCGCCACUGGUGUCUCCCGGCAGCCGGCUGCGGGAGCUCCCCCUCGCCCGGUGACCCCGAGGCGGCGUGGAAAAAAAAAGUUACCACAAUCUUUAAACUGCUGUUUGUGUAUAACCCUGUUUUUAAAUCCAUUUUCAAAGGCAUACAGAAAGUUAGCCAAGGAAUACCAUCCUGAUAAGAAUCCAAAUGCGGGAGACAAAUUUAAAGAAAUAAGUUUUGCAUAUGAAGUACUGUCAAAUCCUGAGAAGCGUGAGUUAUAUGACAGAUACGGAGAACAAGGUCUUCGAGAAGGUAGCGGCGGAGGUGGUGGCAUGGAUGAUAUUUUCUCUCACAUUUUUGGUGGGGGAUUAUUUGGCUUCAUGGGCAAUCAGAGUAGAAGCCGAAAUGGCAGAAGAAGAGGAGAGGACAUGAUGCAUCCACUCAAAGUAUCUUUAGAAGAUCUGUAUAAUGGCAAGACAACCAAACUACAACUUAGCAAGAAUGUACUCUGUAGUGCUUGCAGUGGCCAAGGUGGAAAGUCUGGAGCUGUGCAGAAGUGUAGUGCUUGUCGAGGUCGAGGUGUGCGCAUCAUGAUCAGACAGCUGGCUCCAGGAAUGGUGCAACAGAUGCAAUCUGUGUGCUCUGAUUGUAAUGGAGAAGGAGAGGUAAUUAAUGAAAAGGACCGCUGUAAAAAAUGUGAAGGGAAGAAGGUGGUUAAAGAAGUCAAGAUCCUUGAAGUCCACGUAGACAAAGGCAUGAGCCACGGACAGAGAAUUGCAUUCACUGGGGAAGCAGACCAGGCCCCAGGAGUGGAACCAGGAGACAUUGUUCUUUUGCUACAAGAGAAAGAACAUGAGGUGUUUGAGAGAAGUGGGAAUGAUUUGCACAUGACACAUAAAAUAGGACUUGUUGAAGCUCUAUGUGGGUUUCAGUUCACAUUUAAGCACCUUGAUGGACGUCAGAUUGUGGUGAAAUAUCCCCCUGGAAAAGUAAUUGAACCAGGAUGUGUUCGUAUAGUUCGAGAUGAAGGAAUGCCACACUAUCGUGAUCCCUUUAUAAAAGGUGAUCUUUAUAUAAAGUUUGAGGUGCAGUUUCCUGAAAACAACUGGAUUAACCCAGACAAGCUUUCUGAGCUAGAAGACCUUCUGCCAUCUAGACCAGAAGUUCCUAACAUAAUUGGAGAAACAGAGGAGGUAGAGCUUCAGGAAUUUGAUAACACUCGAGGCUCUGGAGGUGGUCAGAGGCGUGAAGCCUAUAACGACAGCUCUGAUGAAGAAAGCAGCAGCCAUCAUGGACCUGGAGUUCAGUGUGCCCAUCAGUAAGCUCUGCAAACACAUUGCACAGGUGGAUUUGCUUUCCACAUUUGCCUGAUUUGUUCUCAGCAAUCCUGCUGGAGUGUCUGAUCAAUCCAGGAGAACUGAUGGACAUUGUUUGGUCUAUGUGUAACUUUUAAAAUUGGUAUAGUAUCUACAGAGUGUAUAAUUUAAACUAACCACAAAGCUUUACAUCUUCAUUUCGACUGUUCUGUAGCAGAAUAAAGCACUUGAAAGGAAACAAGACUCCCUUUCACACAUGGGUUAUAAGUUUCAGUCCUGGUAUCUGUGCUUGAUUUUUAUCAGUUUUGUGUAGAUUUUAUGUUUCAUAUUUCGAAUUCAAAUCCCACAUUGUAAAGUUUGUACAUUUUGUCCUGAAGCUUUGUGUUUGGCUGCACCUGCAUAAGCUGCUACAAAAUAGAAUAAAGAAUUUCAUAGCCUGUAUCUAUCAUUUAGAUGCAUGGAAAAAAUGGGCUUUGCGCACAAUGGGUUUGGAGCUGACUGGGAACAAUGGGAAAAAUUACAUUAGCUGUGGUUGUAAAGUUUUUUGGUUUUUUUUGUUUUCUUUUUUUUUUUUUUUUUACCAUCUUGUGAAAGGUUUCUGAAAUUCGAUAAUAAAAAGCAGUUGGUGUAAAUUAUUCUUUGUGUCACAUUUUUAGACAGAACAUAUUUUAAACUGUAAAAUGUGUCCUUAAACUGGAGAUUGUAUCCUUCUGGUUCUUAAACAGCCCUUAAAAACCCAUUGGCCUGAAGCUUAUGACUCAGGCACAUGCCCAUUUUAGAAUUUUAAAAGACAAAAGAUCAUAGAAACAGGCUUUAAUGGCUUCAAUUCAUGCUCUGCAGAGUCACUCCUAAGUUAUGAUCCCGAGCACUGGGUUAGCCCAGGCCUCUGGACCUCUCUGCCACCAUCCCCUCUUAAAGAUAAGGUAACAGCAAAUUAGUAAAACCAUGUCUGCAUAGAAUCUGUGAAAAAAGCUCUGUUUUCAUUAAAUGUUAAAAAUGCUCUGUCUCUAUUAAGUUUGAAUAUUUGAAAUUGAGGGAAGCCAUUGAUUAUUACUUUGAUUUUUCUAUAAUGUUUUAUAGAAAAGUAAGACUUUCAGACUGGUAUUAGGGAAAAUCAGGUAAAACUCUUGAAAAGAAUGUGUUUUUCUUUCCAUCUUCUGAUUUUGACCUCUUCAUUCCCAGAGUAGAUAUUUUUAAAACACACUUAUUUGAGGGAAAAGAGCCAUCAGGUGCACACUUUACAUCUGUAAAGGAGCAAAUGGGGAGAACUGAAAAGUAAACAUGUAAAAUGUAUUAUGCCCCCCUGAGCCUAAAGAUAAUACUUGUAGUUUAUUUCCAGGUCUGUUAAAACCUGAAUGCAAAAAGAUACUCUGAUACAUAAUCAAGGCCUGUGAAGUUUUAAUUAUUGCCCUAUCUUAUCCACUCUACCUCCGUUGUACAAAAGUAUUUUACAGCGAGCCUGGGUGAGAUUCAACAGCAUAGUAGUUUUUGUAUCUGAGGUUACUUUCCCACAACCACUUUUAAGCAUAAGAAAUGCCGUGGCAAUAUGAAGUUUGUAGCCUUUCCAAUAAAGGUUUAUUAAAACAGUU
Carlito syrichta (Philippine tarsier) is the source of this 2927-nucleotide messenger RNA. It is a transcript of the gene DNAJA2, whose product is annotated as DnaJ heat shock protein family (Hsp40) member A2. Bases 1 to 1344 code for a protein of 447 amino acids. Gene Ontology annotation, cellular component: cytoplasm; cytosol. The record is from RefSeq and is a predicted model, not a curated record. Gene Ontology annotation, molecular function: Hsp70 protein binding. Gene Ontology annotation, biological process: protein refolding. The transcript has 9 exons. NCBI's taxonomy places the organism in Eukaryota, Metazoa, Chordata, Mammalia, Primates, Tarsiidae.